GUCACAAUCGCCAUCUACCUCCGACCGGGUAGCCCCCCGCGGGGGUCCGUACGAUCGCCAUGGUCACGCGCCGGCGCGGAACGUUACAGGACCUUGCACAUGAAUCGGACGAAGCUUCUGAACACCAGGACUGUUGGGAAGGUGCCAACGAGGCAACCAGCAGCUCUUUGCAGAGCUUUGUGAAGAGCUUGGCCAAUCCGCAGCGCUCGACGGCCUUGGUCAUCGCGCUGAGCUUCAUGGCCGUGGGCGUUCAAGCUUGGGAAGAGGAAGUGCUCCUGAGCCGAAUGCUUUUAUUCCUUGGUGUGCUGCUGAUUCCUGCAGCGGUGGGGCAACCCUCAGCAGCUGCUGAGGUCUUGGAAGUCGCGGAUCUCAGCGAAGUGGCCAGGACGCAGCCAAAGCUUGCUGAGGUCCCACCUGCGCUGACGAUGGAGUUGGACUUAGAAACGCCACCAUGCCCACCGGUUUGACCAGGAGUUGCGAAAAAGACGCUGGUGUUUGUUGAAGACACGUUUCACUUGUGCAGUGUGGCUGGAACGGCCGUUCAGCCAAAUAGCAAAAAUGUAACCUUCCAGGAUCACCCCAAGGAUCCCAAGGUAUGCUUUGUCCAAAUGCCUGGUCGCUUCUUCCCAGCAGCUGGACUGGCGUCGG
Durusdinium trenchii is the source of this 648-nucleotide messenger RNA. The record is from the annotation of a GenBank genome assembly. NCBI's taxonomy places the organism in Eukaryota, Dinophyceae, Suessiales, Symbiodiniaceae.